AUGUCUCUCGCCACUCUUGAUACCUCUCAACAUUCCAAUCUCCCCGCUUCCGCAGCAACCCUGUUCGCAGCCAAGGCCAACAAGAAGCUCAGCUUUGAGCAGAUCGCUCAGCACAUUGGCCGUAACGAGGUAGCCGUUGCUGCCAUCUUCUACGGUCAAGCUAAAGCGUCCCCAGAGGAUAUCCAGAAACUAUCAGAGCUCCUUGGUAUUAAUGCUGCUCUUUUAGGACAGCAACUCAGUGGCUUCCCGGAUCGCGGCAAGUCAGUUGAGAUGCCACCCAAGGAGCCCCUGAUCUAUCGAUUGUAUGAGAUUGUGCAGAACUACGGGUAUGCGUAUAAGGCGGUGCUGAAUGAGAAAUUUGGGGAUGGGAUCAUGAGUGCGAUUUCUUUUUCGACCAAAGUGGAGAAGGAGACUGACGCGGAUGGUAAUAAUUGGGCUGUCAUUACUUUGCGGGGAAAGUGGUUGCCAUUUUCCCGAUUUUAG
This is a messenger RNA of Penicillium brasilianum, 483 nucleotides long. Lineage: Eukaryota; Fungi; Ascomycota; Eurotiomycetes; Eurotiales; Aspergillaceae. The record is from the annotation of a GenBank genome assembly.